GCCCACCUCGCCAUGUUGGCUUGUCUGCAGAGGAGGCAGAACCCUCCACCCCAGCACCCUAUGUGUGCUAGCAAGACCUUGGAGCCACCACAAGUCCUUGGGCGGAAAUGUGACCUGGUGGUGCCCACACAUUCCCCACGCUACCCAACAGCGGCAGAACUUGAUGCUUACGCUCAGAAGACAGCCAACAGCCCACUUUUCAUCAAGAUCUUUCCCACCAACAUCAGGGUCCCCCAGCACAAGCACCUUAACCGGACUGUGAAUGGAUAUGACACCACAGGGCAGCGCUACGGACCCUACCCGCAUCUUCAUACAGGGGGCUACCAGGGUCUCCUCGCCAUCGUAAAGGCCGCAUCCUCAUCAUCCUCAUCCUCAACAUCCACCUUUGUCCCUUCUAAAGGUGUUCUCAAGAACGCAGAAGGCAGGCGGACUAAGCUCUCUCCAGCCCAUAUAGCUGUCGCCCCAUACCCACCCCCUAGUAAUAGCACUUUAGCCAGUGGUCAUGGCCAAAUGGUUUACCACACUGGGCCCUCAAAGCUUUUAGAAGCACCAGGACUGUCCGUUCCCCCAAAUGUCACUGUAGCCGGCUCUGUGAUUCCUGUAACAGGUGGUCGAGGCCUGGCUCUGCCCGCACAGUCCAACCUACCCUCCAUCCAGAGCAUCAUCUAUCAGAUCAACCAGCACUGCCAGGCCCAGGCACUGCAGCAGGUGUGUCACGGGGCUUCCACUGCGCCAACCAAUCCCAGCCCCUCCAAGCAGAGCACAGCUGUCAUGGGGGUUACGUCUAGCGCCUCAACUGGAGGUUAUGUAGUAGGAAUGGGUCCCCAAGCCAACAUGGCAUACACAGGAUCAGGGCUGCCAGCUCCAAGUGCAGAGGCAGUGAAGAGUGGUGUAUAUGCAGACAGUAUGGACUACAUCAUUUGGCAGAAGCAGCAACAGCAACAACAGCAGCAGCAACAACAACAGGCGGUCCUCCGCAUGUACAGCGGAGGCAGUGGAGGUGGAGGCGCCAUCAGCAAGUCUCCUGAAACCUGUAUACCAGGUGGAGGGCUUAUGGCAACCCAGGUGUCCUCCUCUUCCUCCAGACCUUAUCAUCUGACUGCGAGUGCCAGCGGGGGAGCUGGGCUAGAAAAAGUCAGCUCCUCCCCUUUGAACUGUGUGGGUAUGCAUGGGAAUUUUUCAGUGGGUCAGUACUUUGCACCCCCAUGGAACAGUGUGCUGGUGACCCCUGACAGUGACUGCUACAACCCCCAGGAGCUUUUGGGCACCUCCACAGGAGGGCCAUCGACUGGGCACAGAGAACUGGGAUACCCUCACCACCAUCACCACUACCACCAUCAUCACCACCACCACCCUACCAUAGACAGCAGUGGCGGUCUAUGCUGCAGUCUGCCUAGCAAGAGCUUGUGCAACACAUCAGUGCUGAGCAGCAGCCUGCAGUCCCUGGAGUACCUGAUCAACGACAUCCACCCUCCCUGCAUCAAGGAGCAGAUGCUCGGCAAAGGCUACGAGACUGUGUCUGUGCCGCGUCUGUUAGACCACCAGCAUGCACACAUCCGCCUCCCUGUUUACAGAUAGAUGGGGAGCACGAGGACGCAGAGAAUCAAGAGUUGUGAAUUUGUGAAGAAAAUCAAAGUUAAAGAACAGAGUUGUGUUUGUCGCGGUACAGAACUGGUGCGAGUGCCACUGCUUUAACUAGUGUGGGAGCUCAGAGAAGAGCGGUUGCUGUGCUGUUUGACCUUAGAUUUGUCGGCUUCAAAGCAAGCUGUGGGAAUCCUCAGACACAGAGGACAGUGGCACCGG
Nematolebias whitei (Rio pearlfish) is the source of this 1803-nucleotide messenger RNA. It is a transcript of the gene fam222aa, whose product is annotated as family with sequence similarity 222 member A. The record is from RefSeq and is a predicted model, not a curated record. NCBI's taxonomy places the organism in Eukaryota, Metazoa, Chordata, Actinopteri, Cyprinodontiformes, Rivulidae. Bases 13 to 1578 code for a protein of 521 amino acids. The transcript is spliced from 2 exons.